Molecule: messenger RNA, 3516 nt
Organism: Ictalurus furcatus (blue catfish)
Lineage: Eukaryota; Metazoa; Chordata; Actinopteri; Siluriformes; Ictaluridae
Gene: tmprss9
Product: transmembrane serine protease 9
Exons: 16
Coding region: 459-2834 (791 amino acids)
Biological process (GO): proteolysis
Molecular function (GO): serine-type endopeptidase activity; protein binding
Source: RefSeq, a predicted model, not a curated record
GGAAUGCAGUUUUGGGUUUUUUUGAAAAACAAAAUCAUGGGAAUAUUUCCUUUUGGUUACUGAAGUUAAGGUUAAGUUUCAUGGUUAGGCAUUAAUGAAAUACAGUAAUUGUUAUGUUAAUGGAAGGUCCUCACAAGGAUAGUACUAAGAUUAGUGGGUGUAUCUAGUUUAAAGCUGUAAGAUGCCUCUGUUGCUUUAGUUGAGCUUCAAAUGAGCUGAACAGGUUUCUGUAGGCGCUCGGGCUGCAGGGAGGAGGAUGCUGGAUAUCUGAUAUUCUUGAUUGUCUCACUUAGUUACACACCCAAAAGAGGGGCUGAACUUAAAGGAGCGGUUUUAGAGUUUCACCGCUUUUUUUUGUUUGUUUGUUUUUGUUUUUUUUUAAGCAAGAGGUGCCAACUUCACUCUCGCGCAUGAGCCAAUGGUCUCAGAGGUUCAGAUUUCUGUAGACUAAUAAAGAAAUGAAGCAGCAGCAGAGUAAGUGGCCUGAGGGUGAUCCUCCUCCCGCUCCAUCCUCCUCUGUGUGCAGAUACAUUAUACUCUGCACCAUCUUGGCGUUUCUCAUCAUCUGUACGUUUGUGGGGGUUGUGAUGGCGUACACGGUACAGAAGGAGCAUUACUUCAUGGACACGGUGGAGUUAAAAGGCCUGCAGUACAAAGCUGACCUCAAGGAUAAAAUGUCUGCAUUUUUUUUAAUCCUUACAGCCACUUUGGAAACAAAGAUGCAGAAUAUUUUCCUUGCAUCAUCGAUUGCACCCCAUUUUGUCUCCUGCCGUAUCGUUGCGUACGGGAACAUCAGUAAUAACGUGAUGGCGACACUUCAUCUGGUGUUCAGAGUGGCCAAAUUUCAAGAACAAUUUACAGAGUACACAGACCGUUUCCUCCAGGAGCAGAUUCAGUACGGCUUUCAGGCUUUAGUCAGUCCGAACCCGCUGACCGUUCCUGAGUUUGGAGAAAUUCAGAGCAUUGUCCUUCUUGGUGCUAGCAAAAAGUCUUUCUAUGUAAUCAACGCUAAUGCAAGCAGAUGUCCUGAUGCCACAUUCACCUGUGCCAGUGGGGAGUGUGUGACUAAACCUAAUCCCGAGUGUGACUCCGUGUCGGAUUGUGCUGAUGAAUCAGAUGAGGCAUACUGCUCGUGUGGCAGGAAGCUGGUGGUGGACAGUCGGGUUGUUGGGGGUCAAAAUGCCGGUCGUGGUGAUUUGCCCUGGCAGGUGAGUCUGAGACUCCACGGCCGUCACACCUGCGGAGCCUCCAUCGUCAACCGCCACUGGUUGGUCAGCGCUGCACACUGCUUUGAGAGCAGUAAAAACCCGAGGGACUGGACGGUGCUGGUCGGAGCGAACUUAGUGAGUGGUGUGGAGAAAGGAGCAGUCACAGUGAACAUCAAGUCUCUGAUUGUCUCUCCACAUUAUAACCCCAUGAAUUCGGACAGUGACGUGACUGUGCUGGAGCUGGAGAAGCCGCUGAUUUUCACUCCUUUCGUCCAGCCCAUCUGCAUCCCAUCCUCGUCUGACGUCUUCAGUCCUGGACAAGACUGCAUCGUCUCUGGUUGGGGAGCCGUCAAACAGGACAGCAGCAAGGUGCCUCCUACACUCCAAAAAGCCUCGGUGAAGAUAAUUGAUUCAAAAGUGUGUAACAGUUCGACCGUAUACAGAGGAACCAUCACCAACAACAUGAUGUGCGCUGGCUUCCUGCAGGGAAAAGUCGAUUCCUGCCAGGGAGACUCAGGAGGUCCUCUGGUGUGUGAAAGCAGCCCUGGCCGCUUCUUUCUGGCGGGUAUAGUGAGCUGGGGAAUGGGCUGUGCACAGAUCAAUAAACCUGGAGUGUAUUCUCAGGUCACUGUGCUCCGCAACUGGAUCCUGAGCCAUGCUGAGCCCAGUAACAGUCAGGACAGACCCACGAUUCUCAGCGCAACAAACACUGCAGUCCUUCGUGCUAAGGCCGUCACAUCAACUCCUGUGGUGACUGGUAGCAAUACCAGUACUGGAGCUGUAAACUGCAGUGGAAACUUUAACUGUGGUGCAGGAUUGUGUAUCAGCAAGAUCAACCCCGAGUGUGACAGAGUGGCUGACUGCUCUAACGAAGCCGAUGAGAAGAACUGCGACUGUGGCCAGCGACCUGAAUUCAGCCAGAGAAUUGUAGGAGGUGUGAGUGCCCGUCGAGGGGAGUGGCCAUGGGUGGCGAGUCUGCAGUUCCAGCGUUUACAUCGCUGUGGUGCCACCCUUAUACACUGCAAAUGGCUCAUUACGGCUGCUCACUGCUUCAGCAGAAAGGAGUCAAAUCCCAGUGGCUGGACGGUGAGUUUAGGCUCGGUGCUCCGGUCCGGAUUGGGAGCUUUGGUCAUCCCAGUGCAGAGGAUCAUCCAGCAUCCUGCCUUCAACAGCAGCAAUAUGGAUUUUGAUGUGGCUCUGGUACUGCUCUCGAUCCCGGCACCGAGCUCCUACACCAUCCAGACGCUGUGUUUGCCCUCCCCGACACACAGCUUCUUCAAGGGCACAGAGUGUUACAUCACCGGGUGGGGCUCAAUGACGGAGGAUGGAAAGUUAACUAAUCAGUUGCAAAGAGCUCAGGUUGGUAUAAUAGACCAAUCUGAGUGUCAGCAGUCUUACGGCAGAAAACUGACUGCCAACAUGAUGUGUGCUGGAUCCAUGGAAGGUGGCAUUGAUACCUGUCUGGGAGAUUCUGGAGGACCGUUAGCAUGCCGCGAACCCCGGGGCCGGUGGUUCAUAGCUGGGGUGACCAGUUGGGGUCGAGGCUGCGCUCGAAACAGAUUCCCCGGGGUUUACACGCGUGUCACUGCCAUCAGGGAAUGGAUAUCAACAUACCUCCCUUUUUAAGGAUGCUUGUCUUCUUACAGACUAUUACUUGUGCAUACUUACUUGAAAAGUUGCAUAUUUAUUUUGUGUAUUUAUUAUUGUUUAUGCCAAAAUUUAAACUUUUGAUUCUACUGGAGCUUGAGAACAUUAAACAUUGACCUCAUGUGGUGAGUUGUAUUUCUCUUAUUUUAACAAUGAGCCCAUUAGCCAAGUCCAACUAAGCAUGAAAUGAAUAGUAGAUUUGUUUAGUCUGAUUUGGUUUUACACUGCACAGAUUUAAACACAUGAAAAGAACAAGCCAGGAGGUUUCAACUUUCCAGAUAAUGACCCCAAAAACACAGUGAAAUCAGGACACAAAAUCAGUUUUGUGAGGUCCCUAUUGAAAACGUGAUUUAAAAGUAAUGUGUUAAAAUAAAACUAUACAUAAACUCCCUAUGUUUAAGCUUUUUUCUUUUUUUUAAACAAAAUACCAAUAAUUUUGGAGUCAGCUGUAGAUUUUCUGUUUACUAUUACCUGGACAUCACUAAAUUUUGUCUACUUAAAAAAAAUAUGUACUUCAUUUGUGCAAAUGAAAUUCAUACAUGGGGGAAUUUUAUCUUAAUGUUUGUAUUGUAACAUUUUGAAUAGAAGUGCUACCGUAAAAACUCUAAUAAACAGACAAAUUACAAUUAGGAUAAUAGAAGUGUGUACAUUGCUUUGCUGU